Molecule: messenger RNA, 3123 nt
Organism: Colletotrichum lupini
Lineage: Eukaryota; Fungi; Ascomycota; Sordariomycetes; Glomerellales; Glomerellaceae
Product: glycosyl hydrolase family 31
Exons: 6
Coding region: 1-3123 (1040 amino acids)
Biological process (GO): carbohydrate metabolic process
Molecular function (GO): carbohydrate binding; hydrolase activity, hydrolyzing O-glycosyl compounds
Source: RefSeq, a predicted model, not a curated record
AUGGCCUCGCAGGGAGUGGCGGUGUUGGGACCAAGAGGAAGCGGACUGACGACAGAACAGAGCUAUGAGCUGGGAAGCCAGGAAGCCGUUGGAGAUGGAAAAGUUGGAGAAAUCCUGUGUCUCUUUCUCACACAGCAGGACUGGACUCAAUGGAAGACGGGAGGUUGCUUCUGCCGAACCGACCGGGGGUUCCACUUGUUUGUGGAGGAGAAGGAGGCAUGUGGGGAAGGAGAAAAGCGACAGCUGAUCCGGACCCCGAGAACCGCCCAAAUCCGACCAGUCCGGUUGAAGAACGGCAACAGCACUAACACAUACGGCCCCGGGGGGAAACGGGAGGAAACCCCAAGUAAACCCCACACUAACUGCCCAGCAUGGAAUGGCACAAGUCACCUUGCCUUAUCCAUUCAUCAGAUCACUCACCCCCAGAUCUCCGCAAAGUCACGAGUCUAUGCCACAUUCUGCGGCAAUACUCGUUCUUCCCCUUCUCCUACAGGCUACAGACUGCCCUCAUCAUCCCGCUCUCCGGCCCACUUCGGAUCCUGCGCCAUCGGGCCGCACCCCGGGACCAAUCGCGGCCUCGUCCCCGAGGCUCGCUCUAUUGCGGAGUACCGGCGGGAUUGCGACGAUGGGAUUCGCCCAAUAUCUCCCCGACAGCGGGACUCUGCCGUGUUGCGAGUGAGCCCUCUCUCCAAGACGACCCCUCCGAUUAAUCCUCCGCACGCCUCGUGCUCCAAGGAAUUUUGUCGUACAAGAGACGAGAUUCACUUCAGUCUUGAGCCGCUUCUCCCGGCUGAACUAGAUACCCCCCCUUUCAAGGAAAUCAUCAUGGUCCGUCUUCGCGAUGGCAUGUGGCUGCCCGCCGAGGGCACGGCGACAGAGUACGCAGAGGAAGUUUACUACACCACUGAGAUUGAGGGUGGAAAGGGCCUCAGCUUGUUGUGCCCGACGAGAAAGAUCAAGACGCGGGGUCACACUUUGAAUGCGAGCACAGUCACUCUUGAUGUCAAGGCCGAAUUCGACGGCGUCAUCUCAGUCGAGGCAACGCACUGGGCCGGCGCCCUCAACAAGGGCCCCCAUUUUGAGCUCUUCCCCGACGGCAGACCACCAGAAGCCGAGACAAAAAUCACAAAGGGCGACAAGGGCACGACGACCCUGACCUCGGGCUCGCUGUCCGCGACCAUCCACCCAGACUUUGACAUACAGUUCCACAGCACCGACGGCGCCAAGCGGCUGACGUCGCUCGGCAGCCGAAGCGUCGGCCUCGCCUACAACCCCGCGCCAAGCACCCCGAUGCAGACGGGCGACAUGCGCGACUUCAAGCACUACAUGUUCACCCAGACCACCCUCGGCGUUGGCGAGACCAUCCACGGCCUCGGCGAGCGCUUCGGCGCCUACAAUAAAGUCGGCCAGUCCAUCUCCCUCUGGAACGCCGACGGCGGCACUUCCAGCGAGCAGGCCUACAAGAACGUCUCCUUCUGGCUCAGUUCCAAGGGCUACGGCGUGUUUAUCGACACGCCGGGGCGCGUGGAGCUCGAGGUCGGCAGCGAGCGCUGCAACCGCCUGCAGACCGUCGUCGAGGGCCAGCGGCUCAAGUGGUACCUGAUCUACGGGCCCACCCCGAAAGACAUCCUCAAGCGCUACACCACGCUCACGGGCCGCGCCGGCAAAGUACCCAGCUGGAGCUUCGGCCUGUGGCUGACGACGAGCUUUACGACGAACUACGACGAGGAGACGGUCAACACGUUCCUCGAGGGCAUGAAGGCCCGCGGCUCGCCCGUCGACGUGUUCCACUAUGACUGCUUCUGGAUGAAGGCUUUCACGUGGACCGACUUCGUCUUUGACUCGGAGCGCUUCCCGGACCCGAAGGCGCAAAUCGCCCGCCUCAAGGAGUCCGGGCUGUGCAAAAAGGUCUGCGUGUGGAUCAACCCCUACAUCGCGCAGCACGGCGAGGCCUUCAAAGAGGCCGCGGACAAGGGAUACCUCGUCAAGCGCAAGAACGGCGACGUCUGGCAGUGGGACCUGUGGCAGGCCGGCAUGGGCCUCGUGGACUUCACCAACCCGGACGCCUGCGCGUGGUACGAGGAGAAGCUCAACACCUUGUUCGACCAGGGCGUCGACGCCAUCAAGACGGAUUUCGGCGAGCGCAUCCCGACCCUCGACGUCGAGUGGCACGACAAGACGAUCGACCCGGUCAAGAUGCACAACUACUAUGCCUUCUCCUACAACAAGGUCGUCUACGAGGCGCUGCAGAAGCGCUACGGCGCCGACGAGGCCGUCCUCUUCGCACGCGCCGCGUGCGCCGGCACCCAGCGGUUCCCGCUCCAGUGGGGCGGCGACUGCGAGUCCACGCCCGAGGCCAUGGCCGAGUCGGUCCGCGGCGGGCUCGGGCUCGGCCUCAGCGGCUUCUCGUUCUGGAGCUGCGACAUCGGCGGGUUCGAGGGGUACCCGCCGCCGUGGAUCUACAAGCGGUGGGUGGCCAUGGGUCUGCUGUGCAGCCACAGCCGGCUGCACGGGAGCAGCUCGUACCGCGUGCCCUGGGUGAUUGACGACGACGAUAAGUCCGAGGAAGGGUGCUCGCAGACGCUGGCGACGUGGACGAAGCUCAAGGCGAGGCUGAUGCCGUAUAUCUACGCGCAGGCGCAGACGGCGGUGGAGAGGGGGUUGCCGCUCUCGCUGAGGGCCAUGUGCAUCGAGUUCCCCGAGGACCCGACGUCGUGGUACCUCGACCGGCAGUUCAUGGUCGGCGACAGCCUGCUUGCGGCGCCCAUCUUUGAGGAGUCGGGCGAGGUGGAGUUUUACCUCCCCAAGGGGAAGUGGACGUCGUUCUUCUCCGGGGAGCACCGCGAGGGGCCGGGGUGGUUCAAGGAGACGCACGGGUUCGGGACGCUGCCGUUGUACGUGCGGGAGAACUCGAUUCUCGUGCUGGGAGCUGAGACGGCCGUCGGCGCCGUGUAUGACUACGUGAGGGACAAUGAGGUGCGGCUGUACCAGGUCAAGGAGGGGGCGGCGGCGACGCUGGUGGGGAGCGACGGUAAGGAGAUUGGUGUUUUGGAAGUUGGGGCGGAUGGGAAGCUCAAGGAUACCGUCUUGUUGAAUGGCAAGAUUUCCAUCAAGGAGCUCUGA